This is a messenger RNA of Zymoseptoria tritici IPO323, 4542 nucleotides long. RefSeq lists its product as uncharacterized. Gene Ontology annotation, cellular component: chromosome, telomeric region. The record is from RefSeq and is a predicted model, not a curated record. Gene Ontology annotation, molecular function: DNA binding. The transcript has a single exon. Gene Ontology annotation, biological process: telomere maintenance. Bases 1 to 4542 code for a protein of 1513 amino acids. Lineage: Eukaryota; Fungi; Ascomycota; Dothideomycetes; Mycosphaerellales; Mycosphaerellaceae.
AUGGCAACCCAACCCAGCCGCGAAAUCCCCAUCCCGUCCCUCGACCCGUCCAACCCUCCACCACCGCAAACCUCAAUCCACGCCAUCGUAACCCUUCUCUGGCCCUACUCCUCCGCCACCCGCUCCCUUGCCCUCCUCCUCGCAUCACCAGACGUUCGGCUACGAAGGGAAGGCGGACAAGUCCGCGUGAGGUUUACAGGACGCGGUGCGAGCGCGAUUGCAACGGCGAGGUUGGGGAUUGGGGAUGAGGUGGUUUUGGAAUUGGAGGGUGGGAGAUGGAGUGGUGAGGAGGAGGGAGGGAGUAAGGUGAGGACGCCGGGGAAGGGGGUGCAGGGGGAGUUGGUUUUUGGAGGGAGGGUGGGGGUGAGGGUUUUGAAGAGGAGUGGAUUGGGGACUGGGGAUGAGGAGGUGGGGGUGGGGGAGGAUGGGUGGGUUAGAGUUGAUGAGCAGGAGGUUGUUGAGGAGGAGGGAGGGGAGGAAGAGGAGAGUGCGAGGAGUUGGACACCGAUUGCGAAGAGAGGGCGGGUGGCAGAGGUGAGAUCGAGUCUUGGGUUGGGAGGAGGACAGGUCUAUGCGAGUCCAGCGUUCGCGAGGAACUCUCGGAUGUCUGCAGGAGAAGAUGUGGGAGACUUGAGUGCUUCGGAUCCGUUCAUUGAUGCGUAUUGGGAGGAAGGCUCGCCGAGGAAGAAAAUGCGGUUGUCGUUUUCGGGCGUUGGGAGGUGGAGGCUUGAAGGACGGGAGAGAAGUCCGCAGAAGGAGGACACUGGCGAGGAUAUGGAGAUUGAUCGAGAGGUGGAAGAGUUGAUUGCUGGGUCUUCUCCGUCACAUAUGCCGCCGCCACGAUUAUCUGGACUGGAUAUACCUGAGACAUUGAACGCUGUCGAUUCGCUCGCCGGGAAUGAUGAGCAAGCUCCUACGACGCCAAAACUUCACCCGGUCCCUGCUUCGAAUCUACCGCUGCCGUCGCCGUUUCCAAGCCAGCCUGUUCAGCUACCUUGGGAAUCGCAGCCCUCCUCAGAAUUACCAGCUUCACUUGUCACCGACCUGGAUCAGCCGGAACUGCCUUUGGCCGAACCACUCGUUGCUGCUGUCAAUGAGAACACGACCCAGGAACCCAGUCUGCCAGACACAGACAGUCAGCCGUUCUUGGAGAUACCCUCGCAAGAUGCAGCCACCACGCAAACAUCGCGGCCUUCUCUUGCAUACACGGAGUCGGCGCCAGAGUCCUCUAAUCCAGAUUCGCAAACUAUCUCGACCGGGAUCUAUGCUAUUGGGCAUUCGCCGGAUGAAGAUGUUACUUAUCGGUCGCAGAUGGAGCAUCCGGAAUUGCUGUCGGAUACGGAGGAGGAUGAGAAUAUGUAUGAUGAGGAGUUGAGGGGUCGUGCUGUUCAGACUGUUCGAGAGGGCUUUGUUGACGAUGAUGAGGAAGUUGAGGUUGUGGAUGAAGAUGAUGUUGAGGAGGUUAUUGAUGAUAUGGGCGAAGAGCCUGAUAGCUCUGAUGAUGAUGAUGAGGAAGCAGACGAGGAGGAGGAUGAUGACGAGGAGCAAGAGUGGGAGGAUGAUGAGACCAUUGAUGCCGAACCACAGGAUGCCACAAGUCAGCCGGAAGCUGUGCCUGCGUUUACGGUACAAGACGAGAAAGACAGCACGAUGGCCGGAUCCUUGCAUCAGCCGGAAUCGAUUGUCAUUGAUGACUCGGAGGACGACGAGGACGAUUUGACCGUUCCAGAUCGGCUAAAGGACGCCGUGAGCCAGACCGCCGGAUCAGAUCAGCGCCCGCAGGCGGUUGAACCCAUAUCAGUGAGCCAGACCGUCCAGCUCAUUGACGAUGUCGUCGCCAGCGACAAGCUCGCACCCGAGCAGCCAGCAGAUCCGAAGGAAGCCAUUCAGACUAUUCAGGCCGCCGAGUCUGCAGAUACCGUCACGCCGAAAGAGCUUGCACCAGCGCGGGAAGCAAGUCCGGCCGUGACCAAAGAAGCCGCGCCCAAUGUCGACCUGCCACGACCUUCAGCUUCGCCCGCCAAAGCUGCAACAGCAGCAGAAAAGUUGCAGCUUUCCAAGCAGCAAUCCGCACAGCCGGAGACGCCAUUGAAAGCCAUUCCUGGUAUGUUCGGCCGCCAGAGUGCAGACUCGGCCAUCUCGACUCCAGGGUCCACGCCUCAAUCGGAGAGAGAUCGAAUCAUGGCGAGGACAUACAGCAGUCUCUUUGGCUUCGGUGCAGCUAAGCCAGCUCCACCGGCGUUCCAGACACCUACGCCGAAUGCUGGAGAUCUGCCGAAGAGGAGCUUCAGCGGAUGGGGUGGGCGGCCGAUUAUGAAGAUAUCAGAUGAUGCCGAUGCUAUCGAUGAGGUCGAGAAAGAAGCGAUUGAGCCAGUGAAGCGCUCGGAGAAGGAUUAUGUUGAACGGCCGAAGGCUUUCGAUCAAGCUGGAAAUGUGCAGGACAAGGAAGCGGAGAAGGGGACCGCAAUUGUUCCAUCUGCCGACGUGGUCAUGGAAGAUGAGUCGAACGUCACAAGUGAGCCUGGCAAUACUGACGAGAACGGCAUUGUCACUUCAGCUACGGUCGAUUCAACUGCGCACGAAGUUGAAAUGGAUGCCGACCGCGAAGACAGCCCAAGCAAAGACAUCCCCGAAGUCUUGCCCAUGCCGGCGAAGUUGCAGGACAUUCCUCCACCGCAGCCUCCACCUUCUAGCGCACCGCCUAGAACGUCGCAGCCGGUGCAGGUUAUUGAUCUCGGAUCUAGUGAUGUUGAGGACGAUGAUGAAGAGGAAGAUGCCGCGCAAGGACCUGCUCUGGCGAUCGCGCAGGACGGUGAGAAUGAAGUCAUGAUUCCCACGUUCUCGGGUUCAACGGAUGAGAUGGUUACGGAUGAGUCUGGCGUGUCGAUAUCGAAGGCGGAGACUCAGACUCCUUCUCGGGUAGAUGGUGUCGAGGUUCAGCCAGAUAGCGCAAUGGAGGCAGCGGUCCCAUUUGAUGCUGAGAAUGGCAUGGACGUUGACGAUCGUGCAGGUGGAAUCACAAGCCGUGCCGAUGCCAGGCAGAGCGCCAUCGAAACUUCAGCUGCGAGACUGGAAGAUCUUGUGAGGAAUGCAUAUCAGGACGAUGCCGCGGAGCCUCAAAGUGAUGAAGACUCGGAUCAGUCGACCGAGGGCCUGGAUGGUGCUACUGAGGUCGAGACUCUGUCCCAUGCUGAGGAGUUGUCUCCUGUCGCGCCUUCUUUGGUCAUGGACAAUAUCACUGGCCCACCGACCGCUGCAAUUGAAGCAGAUGACGCAGCGACUUCGGCGAAGCGUGCUUCAGUCAUCGAUAUGAGUGAUUCGCAGGAGCUCGAAAAUUCCGUCACUACCACGAGAUCCGUGACAGCCAGUCAAGUGAGAACAAGGCGUGCUGCCGCCUUGAGCAAUGAGCAAUCAUCGCAUCCUGCGCUUCUUCCGACACCGGAGAUCUCAGACCUGCGUUCUCAGGAAUCGCUUCAACCAUCUGCGAACAAAGCUGUUCUUCCACCGACGCCACAACUCAGUCAAGGCGAUUCAUUGUCAAAACCUCCUGGGGCCGAUACUGAAGUUCCCAGACCAACCACCCCAGAGCCACUCUCGAGACGCACUCGAGCAGGUUCACGUGCCAGCUCACGCGCAAGUGUCGACCCAGCUACCACUCAGCCUAGGACGCCAAACAGAAGAUCCACCAGGAAGUCGCAAGCUCAGAGCCAGAUCUCUGAAGAGGCUAUCGACGAGGUUGAUGAAGACACCAUAGCUGUCUACACGCCCUCGCCGAAGAAGACAGCCGUACCAAAGUCUACCAGAAAGUCACGAGCGCAAACUUCAGAACAAGAAAUCGAGAUGAUUCAAGAAUCAGAGCUCAGCCCUGAGAAGGGAUCGCCACCUCGCAAGUCGCUUACUUCCCGCCUCAGCACUGUUCCAGACGCUAUCUCCGCUUGGUUCACUCCUCGUCGCUCCGCUCGUCAGCAAGUCACCGAAGCACCCGACUCGACCCAGCCUCAUGGCCUCUCAACGCCCAUAGGCUACUAUCACCCGCUAUCAGCUCUCUCUCAAAAGCUCAACCCAUCAUCUCAGUCAUACGCCGACAACACGCUCGAUAUCCUCGCCGUCGUCGCCAACGCCACCUCCAACCCGGAUCGCGCCAAGUCCGGCCCACGAGACUACUACACCACCUUCCGCGUGUGGGAUCCCAGCCUCUCAAAGUCGGCCACCGAUUCUAUCCUCGUCGAAGUCUUCCGCCCUUGGCACGCCACCCUUCCAGUGGCCGAAGUCGGCGAUGGAAUCAUGUUGCGCGGAUUUGCGGUGAAGUCUAGGAAACGGAACCCGUAUUUGCUGUCGACUGAUGCGAGCGGGUGGUGCGUGUGGCGGUAUGGAGAGGAAGGCGGCAGUGGUGAGAAGCAUGGGAGGACGAGGAGUAGUUUUGGAGCGGUGGGUGGUGCGAGGGAGGAAGUGAAGGGUCCGCCGGUCGAGGUUGGGAAGGAGGAGAGGCAGAGGGUUGAGGAGUUGAGGGAUGGAUGGGUAGAGAAGGGCAAGGAGAAGUGA